Messenger RNA from Prunus persica (peach), 1276 nucleotides. RefSeq names its product membrin-11. Bases 252 to 1085 code for a protein of 277 amino acids. Gene Ontology annotation, molecular function: SNARE binding; SNAP receptor activity. Lineage: Eukaryota; Viridiplantae; Streptophyta; Magnoliopsida; Rosales; Rosaceae. The transcript is spliced from 6 exons. Gene Ontology annotation, cellular component: ER to Golgi transport vesicle membrane; endoplasmic reticulum membrane; SNARE complex. Gene Ontology annotation, biological process: vesicle fusion. The record is from RefSeq and is a predicted model, not a curated record.
UUUUCUUCGUGGUGGCUAUCUUUUUUUUUUUUUUUUUGGUCUGUUGCUACUGUAUGCAGCACCAAGCCAAGGCCUUCAAUUCCUUGUUGCUUUUUUUGUCCAUUGCAUGCAGAUUCAAACAGAGUGGCUACGCCACUUCCUUCUUUGUUUCUUUUGAUUUCUUUGUUGAACUUUUCUUCCUCUCUUUUAUGGUGGCUGUCCCUUUUUAAAAAAAAUCUUUGUUUGUUGUUGUUGUUUGCCUCACCGAGCCCAUGGAACCAAAACCAACUUGUUGCCUUCAUCUUUUUUUUGGUUUUGUUUUAUUUCAUCCAUACGCCAACAACACCCUCCUCCAAAAGAAAGAACAUGUUUGCUCAAAGAGGAAAGUAAAGGCUUUCUCAAGCAGAGAUGGAGAGGAGUGGUUAGAGAGUCCAAGAGUGGAAAUCGGAGGAGGGACGUUAUCAGAGAUAUAUCAGAGCGCCAAGAAGCUGUUGCUAAGAACAAGAGAUGGCCUUGAGAAGCUGGAGAGAUUGGAGAAUGCAGGCGGCAUCGACUCCCCGGACCUCUCCACGUCUGUCAAAAGAGACAUUUCUCAGAUCCAGUCCCUCUGCUCCGAGAUGGACCGCCUCUGGCGAUCUGUUGGCGCCAAAUCUCAACGUGAUCUCUGGAAAAGAAAAGUAGAACAAAUAGCGGAAGAGGCUCAGUCUUUGAAAGAAAGUCUGGAUAAGUAUAAUUUGAGGAAUCAGAAGAGGGCCCAAGAAGCCAGAGAGAGAUCAGAGUUGCUUGGAAGAGCUAAUGGGGAGGGUGCUCAUGUUUUGAGAAUCUUCGAUGAUGAGGCACAAGCAAGGGCGUCAGUUCAUAGUUCUUCUCGCAUGCUUGAAGAAGCCAGCGCUACUGGGGAAAGUAUUCUCAGGAAAUAUGCAGAACAAAGGGAUUGGCUAAAGAGCGCACAACGAAAAGGACUGGAUGUCCUGAACACAAUGGGUCUCUCUAACUCUGUAUUGAAGCUCAUUGAGAGGCGGAACCGUGUCGAUCAGUCGAUCAAGUAUGCAGGCAUGGUUCUGACAGUUGUCAUUGUUGUGUAUCUCAUAUGGAGGUGGAGGUGAUGAUCUAUGCUUGAGAGCCUAUUUUGUUUCUAUUUUGUGGGAAGAUGCUGUAAUUUUCUAUUGUAUUUUGGUCUCCCUUUUGAACGAGGCUAACGAGCUUGUACAAGGGCAUCUUUUAGAAGACGAACUUGUGUAAAUAUGAAUUUUACGCCCAGUGGUGGUAUAUCUUUUAUUUCAUUAUUUUGUUUUGA